AUGACCAGCUCCCAAUUCCGAACCGGUCUCUCUCUCUUACGUUCACCCGCUGUCUCUCAUCCCGGCGCUCCCAAACGCCGUCGUCUGUCUCGAUCCAUGGAAUUCCAGCCAUACCGUCACCCCAAAAACCUAAGCUUUCCUCUGGACAUCAUUUCAUCUUCAGCAACUUCCAGCUACUCCGUCCGUUUCUUCCGGAUAAAUUCAGGGCCUCACGUUCUCCUCAGGCUACAGCUCACCUCCCUUUCUGCGUUCAAUUCGGUCGGGACCUCGCCAAGACAAACCGUCAUACCGUUCACUACCACCCAGCCGUCCGACAUACGAAAUCCCCGACCUCAACGCAUGCAACUCGCGCUCCAGAACACGCCCCGCACCUCCUCCAACUGUGCCUCCUCCCGCGUAAACCCCACCCUCUUCGCCGCGCCUACCUCAAUUUCGUAUCCUCCCGACCAGUAUUCCGUCCUCGAAUCCUCUUCGACGUCCGUUUAUCCCCCACUUCUCGCCAUCUCGUCUACCCCGCCGUAG
Molecule: messenger RNA, 522 nt
Organism: Stereum hirsutum FP-91666 SS1
Lineage: Eukaryota; Fungi; Basidiomycota; Agaricomycetes; Russulales; Stereaceae
Exons: 2
Coding region: 1-522 (173 amino acids)
Source: RefSeq, a predicted model, not a curated record